This is a messenger RNA of Fusarium graminearum PH-1, 1329 nucleotides long. RefSeq lists its product as uncharacterized. Lineage: Eukaryota; Fungi; Ascomycota; Sordariomycetes; Hypocreales; Nectriaceae. The record is from RefSeq and is a predicted model, not a curated record. The coding region runs from base 1 to 1026 and encodes 341 amino acids. The transcript is spliced from 3 exons.
AUGGCAACAAGAAGAAGCGCCGCCGCCGCGACCAGCGACGAGACGGCGAUGACAACAACUCCAUCAUCACCAAAGCAGGUGGAGCGACCUCCGCCAUCAUUUCGCGAUAUGGUCCCCCACAAGGCAAAAUACCCUCUCGCGAUCGCGACAAGCUUCGCGAUGGCGUCAUUGGGAUACAGCUUGCUGAGUGAGCUCACCAACGCCGAGCUCGCUGGCCUCAGUAGAACCCAGGAGACAUGGGAAGAGGUUGCCCUCUUAGCAGGCUGGAGAAUUGUUGAGUUGACGAUAGGAUGGUAUGCACAGUUGGAUGGCCUCGACGUGGCGAUGCUGGAUCUGCUAUCCCACGGCCCUCACUUCUACCUACUCACAACUUUCUACGGCCUCAACUGGACCACGGCGGCCUCAGCGCUUGCUGUUGAUAUCUUCUCAGUCGCCGUGCCCUUUUACCUACUUCGCCCGCUCUCUCCCACCCAUACAUCUUCAGCUGCCGCCGCUGCCGGUUUGCCCAACCGCGAGCUCCUCGACCUUCCACUUCAGUCAUACACGGCCGCUAUGUCAACAGGCAUCUACACAGUUGUCCUCGUUCUGGCGCUGCGUUUCGUCCUGCCUCGCAUCUUGGUCGUCAACUACUCAGGAGUAGACACUCUCGAGCCUGCAUACAAUGCUUCAUACGCUGCCAUUCUCCCGGUGACAACCCUUUUCGGUAUCGCCGCCAGCACUUUUAUCUUUGCGCCUUUCGCGACCACGGCACGUGCUAAAGAGGAUGACAAGAUCAACGAGUUUGACCCUGUGGCUGCAUCUCUCGGAGAGACCGUCCGGUGGAACGUGUGGGGUUACACUGUCAAGACCAAGGUGGUUAUUCGUCGAACAGUUUUGGUUGCUUUUGUCGCUGCGGUCAACACUUUCCUUGCCUCUUACAAGACCAUGUAUCGGGUUGAUGCCAUUGGAGCCGCUGCAUAUGCGGGCGUCUGGACAUUCGCCGCCGUCUGCAGUGGCAUUGGCCUUGGUUUUGUUGGCGGAGAUUAAAUGACCAGUAGUGCCAUGUUCUGGAAGCUGAGAUCAGCCUCUUGUACAGGGUCUUGUACAGGGUCUUGUACAGGGUAUGUUGGGGGCCAAAGAAGAGGAUGUUGAUAGCAUCCUUGUUUCUACAUUGGCAGAUGAGGAGAUGGAUGGAUGGAUACCCCAGUUUUCCUAUAUCGAUCGGAGUCAGAAGGAUUUAGUGUAGCCACUUGGCGAUGCUGUUGAGAUUGCCAUUGAGUGUGGCUAUGUUUUUUGUUUAUAUUGUUUUCUCUGUUAUAUUAUGCUAGGUUUGUUUUGAUAAUGUAUGAA